Molecule: messenger RNA, 1541 nt
Organism: Phalaenopsis equestris
Lineage: Eukaryota; Viridiplantae; Streptophyta; Magnoliopsida; Asparagales; Orchidaceae
Exons: 5
Coding region: 20-1339 (439 amino acids)
Source: RefSeq, a predicted model, not a curated record
AAAAAGAGUAUCUAUAUGUAUGCAUAAUGCUCACUGUCCAUCCCCAUGUUCCAAUUUCGAAACAACAGAGAUGUUAACCCGACGACGUCUUCUAGCUCAGCUCUUGCUCGUCACGCUCUACGGAGCCCUAGUUUCCUCUGAGCAUUUGCUGGAGCCCGGCUACUCUAUUUCCACCGUUCUCGACUUCAACAAGCCGCUUCCCUCGGCCGGCCUCGAUGUCUCCGGCAUCAUUCCCUUCGCCCUCCAUCCUCUCACGCGAUCGCCCAAUCUUCUCCUCCUCCUCGACUCUAGCAACUCUGCCUUCUACUCCCUAGAUCUUCCUCUCUCCCAAGAGAGCCACAUUAGGCUGCUUUCUGGGAAUGGAACUACUGGGUUCUCAGAUGGUGAUGCGAUUUCUACCAUGUUCAAGCGACCUCGGAGCUUCGCCGUCGAUUAUAAUGAUAAUGUCUAUGUGGCGGACCGGAUCACUCAUGUAAUUCGGAAGAUUAACGGCCAUUCUGGUGUGACUACCACAAUAGCUGGUGGCUACACACAGAAAGAAGGUCAUACUGACGGGUCUGCUCAAAAUGCGACUUUCUCGGCAGAUUUUGAUCUACUUUUCAUGCAUAAGAUGUGCUCCUUAUUAAUUUGUGACCGUGGAAACAGAAUGAUUCGCCAGAUGGAUUUAAAGCCCGAGGAUUGUGAAGAGAAACCACAGUCAAGUAAAGGUCUGGGAGCCAUCCCUGUGUCCGUAAUAGCAGCUGUAGCUUUGCUGUGUGGGUUAGGACUUGGAUUCAUAGCUCGUCCAUUUGUGACUUCAAGUUCUACUGAAGCCUCCGUGAACCGCUGCAUACCCCACUUACUGAAUCAAAUCCAAAUAACUCGGAUGAAACCAGCACCGACGCUCUGCUCCGUCAUCAGAAGCGCAGUUGCUAGCUACAAAACCCUUCAUCUUCUGCUGUUUAGAUUUAUUAACUUCAGCCUUGGUUAUAUCCUUGUGGUGUUUAGAAAUAUUAGGUUAGAAGCACUAGCUCAUCGUAAGGAAACCGUUUCGUUACUCGAUGCAGAUUUCGAAAGCAGCAAUCAUACAUUGAAGCUACAACAAAUGAGUGAUGACAGGAAGGAUUUAAUAGAUUUUGAAGAGGAACUUAGUGUUUUGGAUUUGAGUUCUUCAGCUAAUCAACAUGUUGAGACUGAAGAAGCUUCUGGAAAGAAUGUUCAUGAUGCAGAAGAUGAAGGCAAUACUAAUGGCAAGGUAGAUGAUAUGAUAGUAGCCAACUUGCUGGAUUUCACUGCCCAAAAUAAGCAACAAUCUCUUGUGAAGAGGAGGCUGAAUGGUGUUCAUGCUCUGUCCAUUUAGCACCUUAUUGAAUUUAAGUUGUGGUUUAUGGGCUAUUUAUUAUGAGAUAUGUAGGAGUGCUUUUAUUUUGAAUGAUUGCUGCAUCGAAGUUUGUAUUAUGUUAAUAUGAUAUUGUGGUCUUGGCUAUACUGUUUAUUAUGUUCUUAUAAUUUGUUUUGGAAUAUGUGCACUGUGCAUUAAAAUAAAAUUUUAGUUUAACAAA